Messenger RNA from Oncorhynchus gorbuscha (pink salmon), 4143 nucleotides. RefSeq names its product lysophosphatidic acid receptor 3 (gene lpar3). Gene Ontology annotation, cellular component: membrane. Gene Ontology annotation, molecular function: lysophosphatidic acid receptor activity. Bases 423 to 1505 code for a protein of 360 amino acids. The transcript has 3 exons. Lineage: Eukaryota; Metazoa; Chordata; Actinopteri; Salmoniformes; Salmonidae. Gene Ontology annotation, biological process: G protein-coupled receptor signaling pathway. The record is from RefSeq and is a predicted model, not a curated record.
AACAGGUAUUCUAGCUAUGGAUUUUUUAUUCGUCUUUUUUAACGUAUACUUUUUUAACCCAGACCUUCACCAUUGAAUAUAAUUUUCUAACAUAGGCAUGUAGGAGAAUUGUUUUAGCUCAUGGCCCCAUGUGGUGAACGACGCACAUAGAAAGGAAUUAUUUUUACUGCAGCCAGUGGAGUCGAGAUAUGAGAAGCUGUGCUGUGUCACACACCCUCUACGUCAGACUACUCUUGCCUCAAACAUUUCUCCCUCAUUCCCUUCACUCACGGCUGUCACCUUCUCCUGUAAAGUUGCCCCGGUAGAAUGAAGGAGGACAUUCAUGAAAUGAGUAGCAGAACGAAUGAGAAAUUCCGUUUACGCAAAGGAUUCGAUAUAAAAUAUUUGCACAGGUAAACUUCACAUGCAGCCUUUCACUCAAGAUGGCCAGCCAGAACAAAUGCUACCAUGAUGAGCCAAUGAGCUUCUUCUACAACAACAGCAACCAGACCAAAGACGACUGGAACUCCACACAGCUCAUUCUGGUCCAAGUUGUAGGCUCCCUCUUCUGCUGCUUUAUCCUGGUGUCCAACGCCAUGGUCAUUGCCGCCAUCAUCACCAACAAGAGGUUCCACUACCCGUUCUACUAUCUCCUUGCCAACCUGGCCGCUUCAGACUUCCUCGCUGGAAUAGCCUACGUAUACCUCAUGUUCAACACCGGGACGGUGUCCAGGAAACUGACCGUGAGGGGCUAUUUCAUUCGUCAAGGGCUUCUGGACACCAGUCUUUCAGCCUCUCUGGCGAACUUGCUAGUGAUCGCCUUGGAGCGCUACAUCUCAGUGAUGAACUGGAAGGUCCACAGUAACUUGACCAAGCGGCGGGUGACCCUGCUCAUCGUGCUGGUGUGGGCCAUUUCUAUCUUCAUGGGCACCGUGCCCAGCCUGGGGUGGAACUGCAUCUGCAACCUUCAGGACUGCUCCCAGCUGGCGCCCAUCUUCAGCCGGAGCUAUGUGAUUUUCUGGUCCGUGUCCAACCUGGUUUUGUUCCUGGUCAUGGUGUCCAUCUACCUGCGGAUUUACACCUACGUCAAGAGGAAAACGGCGGUGCUCAGCCCGCACACCAGCGGCUCCAUCAACCGCAAGAGGACACCCAUCAAGCUCAUCAAGACAGUCAUGACUGUGUUAGGGGCAUUUGUGAUCUGCUGGACGCCGGGCCUGGUGGUGCUGCUGCUAGACGGCCUCCAUUGCCAACAGUGCGAGGUGAUGCUCUUUAAGCGCUGGCUCCUCCUGCUGGCAGUACUCAACUCGGUCAUGAACCCUGUCAUCUACUCCUACAAGGAUGACGAGAUGUGGACCACCUUCAAGAACCUGCUUCGCUGCGUGGGCAAUGGCACCCGGCGCCAGCGCUCGUCCAGGGCCAACGCCCGGCCCCUCAGCUCAGCCCAGGAGACGGGCACCACGCCGCAGACCUCUGAGGAGAAGGAGACCACCAAGAGCUCGGACGCCCAGGAGAUGCUCAAGGCCUGAACCAAGACCUGAGGCAAGCAAGGCCGUUGUGGGAGUGUCUCUACAAGUGGAUGUAGAGAGACAUAUAAAGACACAGAUGGGUCUUCUAUGGUCCAAUGUUGUCUUCAGUGUAGCUGACUGGUUUAAAGGGCAGCUCAAACUGGGUCUGGGCCUUAGUGGAGGAUUCCAAUAUGGGAUAUUAGCCUGCAAAUUAAGUGGGCGACUACAGUAUAUCCAAAUGGCUGAAGAAAGAUGUUGUGAUAUGAAGUAGACAGUGGUAUAAUGGUACAUUUCCUGUUUUUACCUCAAUCUUUUUUUUUAGAUCUUGAAAAGAGUAACUGAUGCUUUUUCCACCGUAUAACCUUUAAGUCUCAUGGAUUUGUUUCAUCAGGGUAUUAAUCUUGCCCUUAUUUCAUUUUGAAAACAAAGUACUGUACUUGAUGAAAUAGCAUUGUUCUUAAUACAUCAUUGUAUUAUAGUACUAGGCUUAUUAGGGGUUAAAGAUGGUUUUCAAUUCUCAUUGUUCCUAUUUUUGAUACACCCAGGGAAUCAUAAUCUACUUUAUUUGGCUGCUAACAUCCCUGGAUGUUGUGUUAAUGAAUUGACAAAUUCCUUUCUAAUGGAAGGAAAGUAUGUGUCUCUGAACUAGAAUAGAUAGCACUAGCCCCAUUUCUUUUGCCAGAUGCAUCAUCAGUACAUCUGUCACUCCCUUUAACACUACUACAUGUACAGUGCAUUGACUUUUUUCAAAUGUUGUUGUUACAAAGUGGCAUUAACGUUAAUUUCAUAAUCUUUCUUUUUCAAUGAUCUACACACAAAAAAAAUUAAACACGAGUUCAGUGCUUUCAGAAUGUAUUCACACCCCUUGAAUUUUACACCUUUUGUUUUGUUUUGUUUGUUUUGUUACAAACUGGGAUUAAAAUGGAUUGAAUUGUCAUUUUUUUGUCAGUAUACACAAAAUAAUCUCAUGUCAAAGUGGAAGAAAAAUUAUAUCAUUUGUAAAAUGUUAAUGAAAAAUAAAUCACUAAUAUAUCUUCAUUAGGUAAGUAUUCAACCCCCUAAACCAAUAUAUUAGAGUUAGAAUCACCGUUGGCUGCAAAUACAGCUGUGAGUUUUUCUGGGUAAAUCUCACACCUGGAUUGUGCAACAAAACUAGGAUUUUGCCUGUGCUUAGCUCCACUCCCUAGUCCGAUUACAAGCAUACCCAUAACAUGAUGCAGCCACCACUAUGCUUGAACAUAUGUGGAGUGGUGCUCAGUUAUGUGUUCUAUUGGAUUAGCCCAAAAACAUAACACUUUGUAAUCGGAAAGAAAAUGUAUUGCUUCACCAUGUUUUGCAGUAUUGCUUUAGUGCAGGGGUAUUCAACUCUUACCCUACGGGGUCUGCUGUUUUUCUGUUCUACCUGAUAAUUAAUUGCACCUACCUGGUGUCCCAGGUCUAAAUAAAUCCCUUAUUAGAGGGCAAUAAUUAAAUAUUCAGUGCAACUGGCAUCGAGGUCCAGAGAUGAGUGUGAUGGGUUUAGUGCCAGGAUGCAUGUUUUGGACUAUUUUUUAUUCUGUACAGGAUUCCUUCUUUUCACUCUAUCAAUUAGUUGUGGAGUAACUACAAUGUUGUUGAUCCAUCCUCAGUUUUCUCCUAUCACAGCCAUUAGACUCUGUAAAUGUUUCAAAUUCACAAUUGGCCUCAUGGUGAAAUCCCUGAGCGGUUAUCUUCCUCUCUGGCAACUGUGUGAAAGACGUCUGUAUCUUUGUAGUAACUGGGUGUAUUGAUACACCAUCCAAAGUAUAAUUAAUUACUUCAUCAUGCUCAAAGGGAUAUUCAAUGUCUGCUUUUUUCAUUGUUUUUUCAUCGGUGCUCUUCUUUGUGAGGCAUUGGAAAACCUCCCUGGUCUUUGUGGUUGAAUCUGUUUUUGAUAUUCACUGCUCGACUGAGGGACCUUACAGAUUAUUGUAUGUGUGGGGUACAGAGAUGAGGUCGUCAUUUAACUUAUUAUGUGACUUGUUAAGUGUGUUUACUCCUUAACUUAUUUAGGCUUGCCAUAACAAAGGGGUUGAAUACUUAUUGAAUCAAAACAUUUCAGCUUUUCCUUUUUAAUACAUUCGUCAAAUUUUUGAAAAACAUAAUUCCACUAUGACAUUCUGGGGUAUUGUGUGUAGGCCAGUAUAAAAAAAAUUCUAGAUGUAAUACAUUUCGAAUUCAGGCUGUAACACAAUAAAAGGUGUAAAAAGUCAAGGGGUGUGAAUACGUAUGAAGGCACUGUAUAUCAACACACAGUCAAUGUCCAAGCUGAGAAGAAAAAGAAAAGCCUGCAGCACUGUCAACAUCAAAAAAUGUUUUUUACUUUCGCAGUGGAAUUUUUGCACAUCCUUUCAUGCAACUCGUAAUGGCGAUCGCCGCCUCAUGUUGACAAAACAGCUGCUCGCUCACCUGAGAGCAAGGCCCAGGCUUGUAAACAUUGCGACACACUGGAUUCCUGCAGUAGAUAUGCCUGCAGGCAACUGACAAGGAUAUGACUGGAGCACCCCUUCCUUCCACAGGAGACCAAUGAUUAAUCAUUUACUGGGUCAUUGAAACUCUUUACCUGCUGUACACUAUUUAUGUGGUUAAACCACUCUUUGUGUAAAAGGAAAAGCUUCAUUAAAACAAAUUUUUCCUCUAA